Myxocyprinus asiaticus (Chinese sucker) is the source of this 1394-nucleotide messenger RNA. RefSeq names its product cofilin 1 (non-muscle), like (gene cfl1l). The transcript has 4 exons. Gene Ontology annotation, molecular function: actin filament binding. Gene Ontology annotation, biological process: actin filament fragmentation; cell motility; actin filament severing. The record is from RefSeq and is a predicted model, not a curated record. The coding region runs from base 237 to 725 and encodes 162 amino acids. NCBI's taxonomy places the organism in Eukaryota, Metazoa, Chordata, Actinopteri, Cypriniformes, Catostomidae. Gene Ontology annotation, cellular component: actin cytoskeleton; cytoplasm; actin cortical patch.
UCCAGCGACAACAGGAUGCAUUACUGUACAACUAUCCGGUAAUUAAAGGUGUUUGUAGCUGUGGAUAGAAGGUGACACUGUAUUGAAAUGGAAUUUCAGGACAUUCAGGCCUGAGCUGUGGAAAAGAGGGUGUGUUCAACUGUGUGAGUUUGAUUGAUCGUGCAGUGUUGUAGCACUUCUUUCCUACUCAGGGCAACAGCGCACUUCUCCCUUCCUUCUCUCAAGAAGCUUUAGGCAUGACCUCAGGUGUAGCCAUCAGUGAUGAGGUGGUAAACCUCUAUAACUCGAUCAAGGUGCGCCACCAGGGUGCUGAGGAGAAAGAGAGAUUCAAACUUCUGAUCAUGCGUAUCAGCGAUGACCAAAAAGGCAUUAUUGUGGACCACGAAAACUGCCUGAGAAACAAGGAUGUGGAGAACGAGGCGGACAUCUUCCAGACGAUCAUCAAUAAGCUUCCUCCCAAAGAGUGCCGCUACGCCCUGUAUGACUGCACCUAUGUGGGAAAUAGUCUAAUGGAGGACCUGGUCUUCAUCAUGUGGGCCCCUGAGGACGCAAGCAUGAGGAGUAAAAUGGUCUAUUCAAGCUCAAAGGCAGCCCUUAAAUCCAAAAUGCCAGGUUUGAAAUUCGAGUGGCAAGUGAAUGACUGUGCAGACAAACAGGUAUCAUGUCUUGUGGAGAAACUUGGUGGGCGAGGCAAAGUAAAGACUGUGGAGGGGAAAAGUGUGUAAAACUCCCCUUGAUCAAUGGUUUUACAGACUAGAUGGUCAAAAUAAAAAUUUUUACCUUGCAGAAAUGUUAUCUUUUCAGGUAUAAUAAACUUGGUCUAAUGAAAUACAAAUAUUUGACAUGCCAAGUAUUCCCAAUAUAAUAUUUGAAGUGUCAAAAGUUGUAACUGCUUUUGCAUGUAUGAGAGUUCAGUUUGGCACUGUUAGCAAACCCUUUUUUGCCAUGUCAGAACAACUCAUAUUUAUCCUUAUACACCAAUGUAGCAUUAUUCAGCAGAUAGGGUUGGUUUUAAAUGUUAAAACAUCAAUGAAUAGUAUAGUGACAGAAACACUGUUUUUAAAGUUACAAUUAGUAAUUAGUACAAUUAGUACAACUGUGUUACAAAUGUAUACUUAAAUCAUGUAUUGUGUGAUUGUGAAAUAUCUGUUUUAACUUUGCAUCAGGGGUUUACCUUACAAUAUUUUAAAGCAGUUACUGUCAUAGGGCUUUUGCAUUAUAACAUUUAUUUUUCAAAGCAUACAUCUUUUGUUCAGCAUAAAAUAUUUCUGUGGUUGAAUGUUUUAAUUUGUCCAGACGGACCCAUGUCUAAAUGAACAGCCACUUUAAAACAGUCUUCCUGUUUCAAUGAAUAGAAAAUAAAAACUUGAUAGCUUUUAGCAUAAUUCAACAUC